Carlito syrichta (Philippine tarsier) is the source of this 954-nucleotide messenger RNA. RefSeq names its product olfactory receptor 8B3. The transcript has a single exon. Bases 7 to 954 code for a protein of 315 amino acids. Gene Ontology annotation, molecular function: olfactory receptor activity; odorant binding; G protein-coupled receptor activity. The record is from RefSeq and is a predicted model, not a curated record. Gene Ontology annotation, cellular component: membrane. Gene Ontology annotation, biological process: G protein-coupled receptor signaling pathway; sensory perception of smell. NCBI's taxonomy places the organism in Eukaryota, Metazoa, Chordata, Mammalia, Primates, Tarsiidae.
UUGAAGAUGAAAAUCCUGGCUAGAAAUGAGUCCACAGUGACUGAAUUUAUUCUUGCUGGAUUAACAGAUUGUCCGGAGCUCCAGCAACCUUUCUUUUACCUGUUUCUAGUAAUCUACAUUGUUACCAUGGUAGGCAACCUUGGUUUGAUCACACUUAUUGGUCUAAAUUCUCAUCUCCACACCCCCAUGUAUUAUUUACUCUUCAAUCUUUCUUUCAUUGAUCUCUGUUACUCUUCUGUUUUCACUCCCAAAAUGCUGAUGAACUUUGUAUUAAAAAAGAAUAUCAUCUCUUAUGUCGGGUGCAUGACUCAGCUGUUUUUCUUUCUCUUUUUUGUCAUAUCUGAAUGCUAUAUGCUGACCUCAAUGGCCUAUGAUCGCUAUGUGGCCAUCUGUAAUCCAUUGCUGUAUAAGAUCACCAUGACUGAUCAGAUAUGUUUUAUGCUAACUUUUGCUGCUUACAUAAUGGGAUUUGCUGGAGCCACUGUCCACACAGGCUGCAUGCUUAGACUAACCUUCUGCAAUGCUAACACCAUCAACCAUUACUUGUGUGACAUACUCCCCCUCCUCCAACUUUCUUGUACCAGCACCUAUGUCAAUGAGGUAGUAGUUCUCAUUGUUGUGGGUAUUAAUAUCACAGUACCCAGUUUUACCAUUCUAAUUUCUUACAUUUUUAUCCUUACUAGCAUUCUUCAUAUAAAAUCCUCUCAAGGAAGAUCAAAAGCUUUCAGUACUUGUAGCUCUCACGUCAUUGCUCUUUCUCUCUUUUUUGGAUCAGCAGCACUCAUGUAUCUUAAGUAUUCUUCUGGAUCUAUGGAGCAGGGAAAAGUUUCUUCUGUUUUCUAUACUAAUGUGGGGCCUAUGCUCAAUCCCUUAGUCUACAGUUUGAGGAACAAAGAUGUUAAAGUUGCACUGAGAAAAACUCUGAUUAAAAUUCAGAGGAGAAAUAUAUUCUAA